Ahaetulla prasina is the source of this 13648-nucleotide messenger RNA. RefSeq names its product B-Raf proto-oncogene, serine/threonine kinase (gene BRAF). The record is from RefSeq and is a predicted model, not a curated record. The transcript has 18 exons. Gene Ontology annotation, biological process: signal transduction; protein phosphorylation. Gene Ontology annotation, cellular component: plasma membrane; cytosol; mitochondrion. Gene Ontology annotation, molecular function: ATP binding; protein kinase activity. NCBI's taxonomy places the organism in Eukaryota, Metazoa, Chordata, Lepidosauria, Squamata, Colubridae. Bases 150 to 2372 code for a protein of 740 amino acids.
ACUUUCCUUCCGCUACGGGUCGCAUCUGGGGGCGGCCGGGUCGAGAGGAGCGACACGGCCGGGCCUCCCCUUCUCCCUCCUCCUCUUCCCCGUCCCCCCUCUUGGCCCCCUCCUCCUCCUCCUCCUCUCCCUCAGCGCUUCGAUCCAAGAUGGCGGCGCUGAGCAGCAGCGGCAGCGCUGAGGGGGCAUCGCUUUUCAACGGGGACAUGGAACUCGAGCCGCCUCCGCCCGGGCCCUCCUACGCCGGGGGUAGCGGCAGCGCCGGAGGCGACUCUGCCAUCCCGGAGGAGGUGAGGGCUGCCGUACUGGCAUACGAAGAAUACACCAGCAAGUUAGAUGCAUUACAACAGAGAGAGCAACAAUUGUUGGAAUCAUUGGGAAAUGGAACUGAUUUCUCUGUCUCCAGUUCUGCCUCAACAGAAACAGUUACUUCUUCUUCUUCUUCUAGUCUUUCUGUAGCACCUUCAUCUCUCUCUGUGUAUCAGAAUCCUAUAGAUUUAUCACGGAGUAACCCUAAAUCUCCUCAGAAGCCUACUGUUAGAGUUUUCCUACCCAACAAACAGAGGACUGUGGUUCCAGCACGAUGUGGAGUAACAGUCCGGGAGAGUCUAAAGAAAGCUUUGAUGAUGCGAGGUCUUAUCCCAGAGUGCUGUGCUGUUUACCGUAUACAGGAUGGGGAAAAGAAGCCCAUUGGUUGGGACACAGACAUUUCCUGGUUGACGGGAGAAGAACUACAUGUGGAAGUCUUGGAGAAUGUGCCUCUUACGACACAUAAUUUUGUACGGAAGACAUUCUUCACUUUAGCAUUUUGCGACUUCUGUAGAAAGUUGCUUUUCCAAGGAUUCCGUUGCCAGACUUGUGGUUACAAAUUUCAUCAGCGUUGCAGUACUGAAGUGCCACUAAUGUGUGUGAAUUAUGAUCAGCUUGAUUUACUUUUUGUCUCCAAAUUCUUUGAACAUCAUCCAAUACCACAAGAAGAGACCUCUGUCGGGGAGACCACACCAGCAUCUGGAUCAUACCCUUCAGUAGCCCUUUCAGAUUCUUCCGGCCCACCAGUUCUCCCCAGUCCAUCUCCUUCAAAAUCCAUUCCAAUACCUCAGCCAUUCCGACCUGCUGAUGAAGACCAUCGAAAUCAGUUUGGUCAACGUGAUCGCUCAUCAUCUGCCCCCAACGUGCACAUCAAUACAAUAGAGCCAGUCAAUAUUGAUGACUUGAUUAGAGAUCAAGGGUUGCGAGGAGAGGGAGGCUCAACCACAGGAUUGUCUGCCACACCACCUGCGUCUUUACCUGGAUCUCUCACUAAUGUGAAAGCAUUACAGAAAUCCCCAGGGCCUCAGAGAGAGAGGAAGUCCUCGUCAUCUUCUGAAGACCGAUCUAGAAUGAAAACCCUAGGUCGAAGAGAUUCAAGUGAUGACUGGGAGAUACCAGAUGGCCAAAUCACAGUUGGACAAAGAAUAGGCUCUGGUUCAUUUGGGACAGUCUAUAAAGGGAAAUGGCAUGGUGAUGUUGCAGUGAAAAUGUUGAAUGUUACAGCUCCCACCCCUCAGCAGCUACAGGCUUUUAAAAAUGAAGUAGGAGUUCUCAGGAAAACACGACAUGUGAAUAUAUUACUUUUCAUGGGUUAUUCAACAAAGCCACAGCUGGCUAUAGUUACACAGUGGUGUGAGGGGUCCAGUCUUUAUCACCAUCUACACAUUAUUGAGACUAAAUUUGAAAUGAUCAAGCUGAUUGAUAUUGCACGCCAGACAGCACAAGGAAUGGAUUACUUGCAUGCCAAGUCUAUCAUCCACAGAGAUCUCAAGAGUAACAAUAUAUUUCUUCAUGAAGAUCUCACAGUAAAAAUAGGUGAUUUUGGUCUAGCAACAGUGAAGUCACGAUGGAGUGGAUCCCACCAGUUUGAACAGUUGUCUGGAUCUAUUCUAUGGAUGGCACCUGAGGUUAUUAGGAUGCAAGAUAAAAAUCCAUAUAGCUUUCAAUCAGAUGUGUAUGCAUUUGGAAUUGUUCUUUAUGAACUGAUGACUGGGCAGUUGCCAUAUUCCAACAUCAACAAUAGGGACCAGAUUAUAUUUAUGGUGGGACGAGGUUAUCUUUCUCCGGAUCUCAGCAAAGUGCGAAGCAAUUGUCCCAAAGCCAUGAAGAGACUAAUGGCAGAAUGCUUGAAAAAAAAGAGAGAUGAAAGGCCUCUCUUCCCCCAGAUCCUUGCAUCUAUUGAGCUUCUGGCCCGAUCAUUGCCAAAAAUUCACCGUAGCGCAUCUGAACCCUCCUUGAACCGGGCUGGUUUCCAAACAGAGGAUUUUAGCUUAUAUGCUUGCACGUCUCCAAAAACACCUAUCCAGGCAGGGGGAUACGGCGAAUUUGCAGCGUUCAAGUAGGCACAGCAUCAUUGGCAGCAAAUCCACUCUUUAUUUUUAAAGUCUUGUGUUCCGACCGUUUCUUUUUAGAAUAUUCAGACUCGCUUGUGCUCCUCUAAACACUGCAGUUUAGAAAAACUAUAGAUCUGUCCACUUCGAUCAGAUCAGAAGGGAGCUCCCAAUCCAACCUUGGGUGGAAGGGAAAAGCUCUUGUUUGGGACAAGUGCUUUCCGCUGCCUCUGUGUCCCCCUCCAACAAAAGUCAUGUGCAUUUGAAGAUCUCUAGUGGCUGCCUGUACCGUUGGCAUCAUUCCCAGGAAAGAGGGAGGGCUGCGCUUUGACUUUCUGGUGCUGUGGCAUGAUGAAGUUGGAACUCCUUCUGCAUCAUAGGCUUGGGAUGAUCUGCUGGCCGGCUUUCUCCCUCUAACAACGAUUCAUCAGAGGCUGAACAUCUGAUGAGACAGAGCUAAUCAAAACAAUCAUCCUCUGGUUUGAUUUUAUUUUGUGUGUGUGUUUCCUUCCUGGUGUGCUUACUGAUCAACAAAAUAAGUGCGGUGUUUCCUUUUCAACUGAACUUCGCUCUUUUGAUUUCACAAAGUAAAAACUCAGUCAGAAGAGUCAGUCAGAGUCAUUUGAAAAGGAAAGGCGAUUCUGCACUUUCCAGAAUUGCUUUUACCUCCUAUUCAGAGCCAUCCUUUUCCCCAUCUUUUCCUUUUUGUAUACUUUUGGAAUGGGUUAGGAGCCCUUAUUUUGUCGGUCCAGCAACAGAUGUUUUUACAAAACUGUAGCAAAGCUCAACAUGCGUGGCUUUCUUUUCAUUUUGUAUUGCGAAUCUGAAUCUGUGUUUUGUGUGUUGAACUUUUUGGGGAUGCCCAGAAAGUCUAAUACAGACUAUGAAUAACAAGUGUACCUAUUUUAAAAGGUACAAGGUAGUGUCAGGUACCUAACGUUUCAUAAGCAGACAUUCUCAGGUUGAAUUGAAUACAUUUCAAAAAUUAAACCCAGCCACAAGCUUCCCAAAAAUUAGACAUUCCAAAAAAAAAAAAAAAAGAAAUUUGCUUUGGUACUUUUUUUUUUUAAAAAAGGCAGAACUUUUAAUCAUGUUAACUCAGUAAACUGUGAAUGAACAUUGUGUGCAUGAGAGAGAGAGAGAAAAUGCAGCAACUUGGCUUUAAUGGCAGUUUGCUGUUUCUUUUGUUGAUGUUUUUCUAUACAAAUGGUACUUGCUGGAUCAACGCUAUUCACCUUGCCUGUCCUCACCUUUUCCCAUGCAAUUUCUUUUCUUGCCCUUAUUUUGUAUCCUUGGUGAUUCCAUUUUGCUUUUCUCUUUAUGCCUUGCCCUUAAAUCUAAUUUGCAAAAUGGUUUCCAGUUCUUGUUAUUAUCCAAACAAGAUAAAAUGAUACAAAAAUCAGAUGUUAGGUUAUCUCUAGUAGAAUUAUGAAACUGUAUGAAUUUUGAAGUAAGCAGAAUUCUCUAUGGUGUGAUGAUUUUCCUUUUUUGGGAAAGGAUAGUUGUGUGCCACUGGAAGAGAAUUCAUAAGAAAAGACACCUUAUUACCCUGUCCUGCCCUGUAUUGAUAGGUAGGAGGCUGGAACAGCCCAUGCUAGUAUAGUUUCUAGUGGAUGAAACUAGAUUAUCUAUGAAAAAGUCAAAAUUCAGUGUUCACAUGUUGAUUCUCCAAUACUGCAGACCUGUUACUAAAAAAGACAACAAAAGAUUAUUUUUUAGCAAAGCUUUGUUCAUAAAACUUGGUUUUUUUAAAAAAAAACAUAUUACCUUUAUGGUAAAGGAACUAUAUAGUGUAUUUGAUUUUUUUUAAUUGAACCAAGGGUCAUACAGAAAUGGGAGCAAGAGGCGUAAUGAAAAAAUAUUAUGUAUUCAGACACUAACAGGAUAAUGAGUAAAAUUGCUUGGCAUUAUUUCAGGGAAGAUGCAUUUCUGCAUAAGCAUCACUGAAGUGAAAUGAAGUGAUGCAGGAAGUUAAAGAUGUGUUCUUGGAUGACUCCUUUUCACUUCAGUGAUUGGUCUGCUUUGGGAAAGCUUUCUAAGAAUUUAUUCAGAAAAAUGAGAUUAAAACAACUUGUGUCAUCUUCCAAAAAGUAUAUAAGGUUUGUUACAAAUGUAAAAUACAACUCUAAUGCUGGCAGCAAUUUUUUUUUAUUAAAAAGUUUUACAGAAAAUUUCCACGAAUGCCUCUCUUCUCCCGACCACCCCCCACCCCCUCCCACCUCCACCCAAUCCCCCCACCCCCACACCCCCAUCCGGACUUCCCAGAGCAAAAUACAGGGUAUAACAUCUAACAAUCAUAAGCUAGAAUAUGCUAACUAUCCAUAAACUCCCAUCCCUCCCCUAGAGCCUUAACUCCCCUUUUACAUAAAGAAAAAUAUACAAAUACAAUUUUUACUUUCUAGUCAUUCAUAAGCUAUUUGGUACUUCUUGGUCUGAUAUUUGUUUUGAAUAUAAUCAAUCCAUCUUCUCCAUUCCAGUAUAUAUCUUUCUUGUGAAUAGUCUUUCAGAUACGCUGAGAUUUUUGCCAUCUCCGCUAAAUUUGCUACUUUUAAUACCCCCUCUUCCAUGGUAGGCAGAUAUUCCUUCUUCCAAUAUUGCUCUACCAAUAGUCUAGCUGCUGAUAUUAAAUUUAAGAUCAAUUUAGUCUCUAUUGCCGUACAGUCCGUAAUUAUAUCCAAUAAAAACAACUGCAAACUUUAUCUUCUUUUUCAAAAUAUUUUGCAUAACCCACCAAAUUUUUAUCCAAAAUGUUUUGAUUUUUUUACAAGUCCACCAUAUAUGAUAAUAAGUAGCAUCAUCACAAUCACAUCUCCAACAUUUAGCUUGCAAAUUCGGAUACAUACAGGCCAGUUUUUUAGGAUCUAGAUGCCAUCUAUAAAACAUUUUGUAAAAAUUUUCUCUUAAAUUUUGUGCUUGUGUAAAUUUAACAUUCCUAACACAAAUUUUUUCCCACAUUUCCAUCAUUAUAGGUUGCUGAAUAUUUUAUGCCCAUUUUACCAUACAAUCCUUAACUAAUUCCAUGAUAAAGUAGUAAACUCCUGGAAGCCAAUUCUUCUCAGAUCACAAUAACAUUGAUUUAUUAUUAGAUUUAUAUACCACUUUUGUUUUGUACAGCUCAAGAUGACAUAUAGCGUGCUGGGCAACAAAGAGUACUUUUGGCUCCAUAACACUCAAUAGACCAGUGUGGAUCAUUUGCUAAGGAAUAUUGAGCCAUCUCAUAUUCUGUUGAUUGAUGGCAAGCAAAACCAAUAUACUUUCAGACUUCUUUCCUCCUCCUCCUUAGAUACUCUGUGUUUCCCGAGGAAAGCUAUCCAGUAGUUUAUAAUUUAUGAUUUGUGGGGGUUAUUAAAUAUUGGCAUGACUAAAAAUACCUGUGUUUUUCUUACAUGCCAUUUAGAAGUCUGAAAAAUAUUCUAGUUGCCUUAUCAAAUUAUGCAGCAUUGGGUCAGUGGAUAAAAGCAGUUUUAUGAAAAUUCUAAUUACACUGACUGUAUUAUUGCUCCAAAAGAAUAAAUUUAGAAUAACCAUUUAUCAAUGCCCCUUCACUCUUGAAUCCCACAUUGUUUGAUUUGAAAUCUUCUACAUGUUGCAUCAGAAAAGCAAAGAAGCAGCACUAUACACCAAUCAUAUUUGUGUUGGUUGAUUGGUUGGACUGGCUGUACUUACAGCCUUACCUUUUUAAAAUAUUCUUGCAUUUACAUGUUCUGUUUCAUCUUUACUUCUUUGGGUGCUAGGAUUUACAGCAAUUGUUUUGCUUCCUCCAAGCAAAGUUUUUUCCUUCCCAUAAACUUCUCUAAAAUAUUGGAUGUUGACAUCUCUUCUAUACAGGAUUCCAGUAUAUUCCUUCCAUCUUCAUUUGAUCUUCUCUAAAUUAGUUACUGUCUGCCUACUGAUGUCUUUUACGUGUAGCUAUUUGGAGUCCGAACUUCCUCCUGAUUUCAGAGAUCCUUUGGAAAACUUUUCUUAUUUUUUGUGUUUGUUUCCAUCUUCAUUGUCUUUACACAUGUAGCAAUAACAGUCAUUGUCUUUUUAAACAGCUCUCUAAAAUUCUUUAAGUUUCCUGAGAUUUUUAUCUUGGCUUUUACUUCUCUUCUCUUGGCAAAUCUCAGAAUUUGUUGUUUUUUUAAAUUUUUGCCUUUUUUUUUUCUUUUUUCUUUUUGGUUUUUUCAUGUUCAGUAACUCUAUAUCAUUCCACAGUUCCUCCAGAUCUAUAUCAAUGUGGUUCAGGACUUCAAAGCAAUUUCUGAUAUUCUCCUUGAAAAUGAUAAGUACAUCCCCAAAAUGGUUUUUCUGAAAUCUGGCUGUCUUUAUUCUUCCACUUUAUCUUGGCUUGCAACAAUUUGUGAUUUGUUCUGUAGUCAGCCCCUAACCACCUCUGCCCAGCUAAUUCACCUCUUUAUGCCAGCAAUGCAAUCAGUUUGAUUUCUUUGUGUUCUCUCCGAUUAUGUCCCUAUACAUAGGAGAGGAUUUUGUUCCUUGAAGAAUGUCUUAGCAACAAAGAAAUUACUGGACUGGCAGAAACUGCUAAAUUAUUUUUCUGUUUUCAAUUUUCUUGGCCAUAGAGUCUUUAGUUUUCCUCAUUGUUGCCAACUAUGACCUUCCAGCUUCUAACCAUAAUUAGCACAACUUUCUUGCAAGUUCUAACAGAAUAAUAGAGUUGGAAGGGACCUUCUCGUCUUCUAGUCCAAUCCUCUGCUCAAGCAGGAACUCCUUAAUAUCCUCUUCUGCAUCACUGUUUAAUAGCCAUAUUAUUAAAGGGCUGUCUAUGAAGACUAACUUUUAUUAUUCAGUCAUUGACUGCAUUAAUCCAAAUACUGUCGUUGCUUUCCUUCUUCGUUUUUCAUGGCCUGGGUGAUAAAUAGAUCUUCUGACUAAAAGACUCCAAAUCCUGUCCGUUUUAACUCACUGAUGCUUAGGAUUUAAGUGUGUAAUUAGUACUCUGUUGAGCUUUUCCAUGUUCAUGCUUUUUACAUUCCAUAUUCUCACUGUAAUUCUGUCUGUAAAACUUUGGACUUUCCUUUCCUGCUUGGCAACAUCUACAACUAGAUAAUAAAGAAAUUAUGUUUGUUUUCACUAAAUCAUUCAUAUAUUUCUAGCAUUUUUCUAUAUUGCUUCUCUCUGGCAUAGAUACUUGCUUGUUUUAGCUAGGCAUCUGAGAUGACUUUUACACCUUAGAUUUUUGUUUAAAUCUCAUAUUCAAAACAAUUUUUCUAAGAAUUCACCAUUUUUAUUCAUUAUGACAUCCCUAAAGGAUCCAAUCCCUUUUGUGUAUUCUCUCGCCCUCCAUUCAUGCUACCUAAAAAUAUAUUCUCCCCCAGUUCCUCAAACUCAUCCUUGGUUCUGAGUAUUCACUGGUACACAAGUUGCAGUUAUCACGCAUUUAUGGAUUCAUGUUUUUAUAUACAUCUUUAAUAACGCAGAUGGUGCUAGUUCCUAUAUGAUAGCUCUUUAAUUCAUAAUUAAAUCCAUUUUCAUCAAUUCCACAAGAUCACCCAACUACUCAAAUAUACAUCAUUCCCAUUUUUCUUAAGACAUAACAAUUUUCAUUCUUUUCAUUUGUUAAUUCAAUGCUCUUUACAGUUUACUCCUUAAUUCCAAGUUGCAGUUCAUCCCCCUUAUAGUAUUGGACCAUCUAGGAUGCUUUAUGAUGAGAUAGAAUAAGGCUAAAUCAACUGUAUUAAUUGUGCCCAGGUCAGAUGCAUCAUUUUCUGCUAAUGCUAAGAGUAAUACUUCUGGCAUAUUGACCAAAACAUAGAGCUUGGGUAUGUUUUGGUCAAUAUGCCAGAAGUGCAAUCUGAUUCUAGGUUUACUCCAAUGCAAGGUAAAAUCUGUAAUCUAGAUACUGUUUUGCAAAUCAUUUAUAGGAAGUUAUAAGCAUGGAUAUGCUUUGAUUCUGUCCAUCUAAGCAUAAGGCAAGCCAUUGGUUUCCCCCCCACACCCCCAUGUUUAUCUUCUACUGAAUGAACUUAACAUAACUGAACACAAAAUUGGGAUGGCAUUAUGGGAAUGAUUCAGAUCCUGCAUUUAAAAACAGUGUAGUUUGAAGCAAUUAGGGCAGGUUGGUAAAUUAAACUCCUACAGAAAUCAUUGCCUAUCCAGAAAGAUCUACUUCAGACAUGACAUUCUGAUUUUCUAGCACAAUAUGAUCCUGUUUUCUGGACCCAAUAAAUAAUGUACACAGUAAAAUCAUUUCAAUAUAAUAAUUGGUUGUCAAAUUGGCAGCCCAUGGGCUGGAUGCAUCAUGUGCAGGCCACACCCACUCCAGCUCCAUGAAGGGAAAAACAUUGCAAUAUACCACGUGACAGCAACGUGAUGCGGUGAGUUUGACAUCCGUGAUCUAACUUAUUCUUUAAUCAGGAGAUUCAUUAUAAUAUCCCUUCAAUUGAUAUUUGAAAGAUUGUUUUAAUUCUUCGUUAGAAUUUGCCAUUAGAGAUGCCAUUCUAAACAACCUGAGAAUCAGUUCAGUUGAGAACAGUGAAACUGAUUUCCGAGUAAGAAUGUUUUACGAAUUGAUUUUAAUGUUAUUACAUUAAAACAGGAAUCAUCCUGGUCUUUUGAAUGAGAAUAACUGCAAUCAAUAUAUUAAUUCCAAAUUAAAAUUUCUUGGAAAACAAACAGAGACUAGUAUAAUAGGAAUAUGUCCUUAUACAAAUUUUUUUUGUGGCUGAACAAAAUGGAGGAUUACCUAUUCCAGAAUUAAUUUUUUUUUUAAUAUUCUGUGUUGAAACUGUGUUUGUUAGCUAAUUAUCCCAGUGGCAGCACUUACCUCAACAAAGGCUUGUCCAGUUGAGAAAUUCUACAACAAAUGAUAGAAUGAUAACAUUCCUAGGCUUCAUCUGACCUUUGUUUUUGCACCAUAAACAGCAAAGCUGUGAAUUAAUGAUUCUGACUGCCAUCCUUACUGUAUUUUAAAGGUUUUCCAGCAUUAUGAUACUAUUACUGGCAGUACUUCACCAAAAAAAAAAAAAACUAAGACAGCUACCUAUCCCAACAUCCAGCUGGUAGUCUUUGUGAAAGAAAUUUCUCUCCAGUCUUAUGCUGCAAUUUUCACUGUGAAACUUCAUUUUGUUUUGGUUUUGAGUUAUUUUUUUAAUUAGAUGUUUCAGUUUUUGCUAUGCUUUGGAGGAGGGGAACAGUUUAGGUAUGCAUGCAUAUCUUCUAUCUCAUUGUAUUCUUUUUUGAACCAUGCAUUCAUGGUUCUAAGGCUAAGCAUCUUUCAAUCCAUUGGAAGAGAGAAAUUAUCAAACUUGGAAGAGAGAAUGCUGCAUAGCUGAUCCUGAGAUAAUUUAUUCUGGAUUCAAUCUAAAUAAUUUAUUUCACUAGAGAAAUUAAAUCUAGUCUAGGUUUAAUUAUUCUAUGAGCUCCAUUUCUUUUGUAAGCAUAUCACCCACAUUGGAUAGGAAAUUGUACUGUUAAAUAUAAUUCAUGUUUAAUCACCAAUUGCAUAUGGAGGAGAAAGGCACCAGUUUUUCCACAAAAUUACUGUACACUAAAUCAGUAGACUUUUUAUCCUUUAGAUUGCCAUUAUUUCACCACAUUUGUAGUAAGAAACCUCAUCAAAGCAUUGCAUAUUUCAGUAAUACAUACAACUGAAAGUUAUAUAUUUUUUACAAAUUAACUGUAAAAUGGUUAGUAGCCUUUCAAAAAGAACAGGAUGGUGGGUAGACUGUGAAUUAUUUUAUUGAAGUUUGAUUCAAUUUUCCAACUGUGGGCAUAACUAAAAAUGUUUGAUGCAUUAUUCUUGGUUUCUUCAUGAAGUUUCACUAAGUUUUAUUUGCAGAAUUAGACUAUCAGCAAAAUAUUUAUUUUGCCUUUAUUUUUGUAUUGUAUCAGCCUUGUCUGUGCUUGCACAAAUGUUAGUAAACACAUUUUGCUUUAUAAUGGAUCUCUCACAUUUAAUCUGGGAAAUUUUCCUUAACAAUUUGCCAAACGGUUGUGCCUUUUAAAAAGCAAGUAAAAAUGACCACAAUAUUGAGAUGCUUAUAUUACAGAACAGCAAAUUUACUUUAAGUCCCAAUACACUACAGUUUCAAACUUGGGUAGAAAUACAGGAAAUUGUGCAUAAAGCAAAAUUUCCUGUUUAAAUCUCAGUAAAACGAAUAGCGACUGGAUCUCCAUGACUGCCAUUGCUCUUUUCUCUAGUGUUCCAAAUAUACUGUGUUCAUGUAGUAUUUACUCCCCAGAUCAGCACUAAAUCCCAAGUUAAUUGAAAUAAUAAACUCAUCAUUUAUAAAAUAAUACUGUAGGCAAAAUGGAAGAACCAUUUUAUAAAAGAACAUUGAACCUACCUUUGAGGAAAGGUAAAAUAGAACAAUAAAGGAAAAUAAAGUUGUUAUGGAGACUACUAUGCUAGUUGAAAGUUGUCGAGACUCUUAGUGAGAAAAGCAUCAGAGAUUGGCCUCAGUUGUUCCUCAGGCAAUUUAUUGAACUGGAAAUCUAUAAAUCCCAACCUAGAUUCAGUUACUAUUUUGACACCAUAAACUUUAAAAAAAAUAUGGAUAAAUAGCCAAGAAACCGUAUAGGAGCUAAUGUGAUUUGGUAUCCUGUUCCAAAUUUAUAUUUGUGAAGACAGGUUUAUUGAUUGAUCCUUCCCACCUUCAUUAGGGUUUAAGAGAUAUUAAAUCCACUAGGAUGUUAAACUUUACAAAUACUUAAUAUCAACAGGCCAAAAUAUUUUAAAAUAGAAAAAUAAACCUUCUGUCACAUAAUCUUAACCAUUCCUUAAAAUGUGAAAGUAAGACCCACUGUUCUUGAAGACCUAUUUCAAGAUAAAUUAGCAUAAAUUGCAGCAAUUAUAUGUUGUAAUCCCUAUUUUGGCAGAUGGAAUUCUGAACCCAGACAUUUAUUUUGUAAAUGUCUGAGUGAUUUAUGUUUAUUAUAUGCCAGUUAAAAUAUAUCUACAAGUAAAUCUGUUAGAAUUAUUUCUGCUUUCUUUCUGGAUUAGAAAAAUAUUAAAUGGGUGACAGUUUUGAACUGUUAGGAUUUCCCAGAUUCUGUGUUCUACUUGUUUAUACCUAGUUAUAGCUGUCCAUUUUUUUUCUGUAGUGUGUUGGGAUUCUGCUAGAAUGUCAUUAUCUACAUACAUUAGAGAGGAUAAGUUGAUAUGGAAGCAUUAUUUCAGGCAUGUGCUGAAAUGGAAGAAAAAUGAAUCAAUAGAGGAAAGAAUGGGAACAGUGGGAACUAUUAUUUGCAUUCAGAGUAUGAGUCUUGAGUUUAACUUAACUUCUGAUUUAAAAGAUAAAAAUAAAAACUUAAGUGCAAUAAGUGUACUUUGAAAUUUAAAGCUGUGAAUGGUUAAAGAAAUCCACCUCAUUCCUUCCAGAUUGUUUUUUCCUUUUGUUUUCUGUGAUUAAAGUGGCAGUGAUCGAUAUUAUUUAGGGUCAUUCUCUCCCAGCUUUGGGGAAGAGUUCAUACAUUCAUGACAACCAACCAUAAUCCUUGCUUUUUACUUUUUUUAUAAAAUCAGUUUCUGUAUGACAGCACCUAUCGUUCCAAAUAACUGCUAUUAUCAUAAAACUGGUGUUGCCUGUUGGUUGUCAAGAAUGUGCCAAACACCCAAUUUUUACAGAAUAAAAUUGAGCUUGUUGUAUUCCUAAGUAGUGUUGCUCUAUAUUUCACUACAGAGCAUAUAUUGUGAGUGAAUUACGCAGUCAUUGAGACUGAGCACUAGAGGCCCAACUACUGGACUGCAAUAGCCCUUCUAGCCUAAAUAGAGGAAGUUUGCUUUUGUAACCAGCACCUCUUGGGGCUAUUAGGGACCAGUGAUGGGUAAAAUGUUUCUAAGCGGCUGAAAACCAUAAAUUCCCCGAUUUUCUGUUGUGUACGGAAUACAAAAAGGCUUAUCUUUAUCUUCUUUACACUAUUUUCCUAAAAGAAUUUAUAUAAAAACUGUUAAGUGCUUGAUUAUAUGGAUUGACCUUUUCCCCUUUUCAACUGUGCUGCUUCUCUUCAGUUAGAUAUGGGAAUUGUACUAACUGGAUAUUCUCUCCACUGCAUCAUUGGAGAAUUUCAUUCCAAUGACUUCUUACCACAUGCACUAAGUGUUUCUCUCUGUGUUAAUUAUCACUUCAGGGAUUUGCAGUCAUGGAAAACAGUAGAGUUGUUCAUGAUUAGGACUCUGUUGUAUUGCUAGGAAAUGUCUAUACAGGAGUGUGGAGAUGUUAUAGAUACUAAGUUCUUUCCAUAGGUUUUCCCUUAACAACCUUUAGUGAUGAGCAGAGAAACUGUGUAGAAUUUGUCCAGCUUAAAUACUGUAAAGUUAGAUCCUACGGAAGUGACUGCAAAGAUCAACCAAAAAAAAUUGCUGAACAAGGUUAUUCUAACAUGUUACUGAAAAGGAGAAAUUUGUUUACCUAAUUAAUGCAGUGAAAAUUUAUCACAACAUUGUAUUCCUUCAAUAUUUUUUCCCCACAAAUGUUUCAUCCUCCAAAACUCUGCAAUUCUGACUCUUUUCCUCUUUUAAGAGACAAUUUUUUUUUUAAAGUAACAGUUAAAAAUAUUUAUCAGGACUGCACUUAUAAUUCACAGGGAAAUAUAUUUUCAGCUUUAUUUUAUUGAUCACUGCAGCGUUUUCCCAUCACCCAGCCUUUCCUUUUCUCCAGUUGUUGACUGUAAAAGCUUAUACAGAUUUUAGUUGUUAAAAUCCUCUAACGUAAAUUCCUUUCAUUUGUACUUUGAGCUUUUUUCUCUCAUGUAAAUUUGUACAGUGGAAAAUAUUGUCCAGUUUGGUUUAGCGAGCAUGGAGACAUACAAUUUAAAAAAAAAAUGACAGCUGAAAAUUAAGACUGAAGAACUAUUUGUGUAAAGUUAUUUAAAUAACUCUGUAUUAUAUAAAAGGUUAAAAGUUAUAUGUAUUUGAUGUGAAUACUGCUAUAAUAAAGGUUGACUGCAUGGAGAACACUUUGUAUUAAAUAUCAUUAAUAUAAUAAGGGUUAUAUUUGCAUCUACAUUAUGGGAACUUCAGAGUAUUAAUUAUAUCAAUGAAAUAGAGUUCUUAAGCAGGAAAUGGAUGUAUAAUCAGAGAAUUAGCUCUGAAUGUCUUUGUUUUUAAAUGCAACACAAAUAUUGGUAGAAACAGAGUGUAAACUAAAACACAUGAUUUGGCUUUAUAGUUUAUUUGUUAAAAUUCAUACUUAUGUAAAAUUCAUACUUAUGUAAAGCAAAAUAUUUUCUGUAGUCUAUAAGCAAUGAAGACGAAUAAUUCAGAUGAAUCUGUUUUAAGUAAAUGUAAAUAACUAUUCAAACUAUAUUUGAACAAGACAGGCACAGUCUGUCAUAACACAAUUCCA